UGUCAUUUGUCUCCGAAGCGGUGUGUUGGCUUUUCUCGAUUUGUUGAAAGGAAGAAAAAAGAAAUAAUUGCCGGCGUUUUUUCUACUUUUUAUUAAAUACUUCUACAAUGAAAUUGUUUUCGAUAGUUUUGAUUGCAAUUUCAGCAAUUGCCCUCACUCAUGGGGCCAUCGAUGCUGAAGUUGUGAAUAAAAACGUGGAGCGCACCAUCGAUCUAACAUCACAACUCGUUAAGACUUCGUAUAAAAUUAUCUUGGAACAUUCCGCAAAGAAGGGCAUCACCGCCUAUAGUCUUGUGAUACCACGCAAUGAUCGUCAGCAUUUGGCCUUUAUUUCGGCUAAGGAUUCAUCGAAGAAGGAAUUGAAAUACUCCGAGAAGGAAAACAGCAACGGCGUUGAGUUUCUUUUGACAUUCCCAAGUGCCGCUCCCACGCAGGUCGUUUAUGUGGAGACCGUAUCGACCAAAGCCCUCACUCCCCAUCCGGCUAAGAUCACACAAUCUGAGAAGCAAUUGGUUAGGUAUUUCGGCAGUGUUUACUUCUAUAGUCCCUACAAAACGCUCACCCAAAAGACAACCGUUCACUUGAGCUCGCAGAGCAUCGAAUCCUACACUCAAACAAAGCCGGUCGCAGUCUCUGGAAGCACCAUCAGCUAUGGACCAUUUGAAAACAUUGAAGCUUUCACUCCAGCAGAACUUGUUGUCCACUAUGAGAAUCACACCCCCUUCUUAUCUGUGACGCGCUUGGAGCGUACGUUGGAGGUCUCCCACUGGGGCAACAUCGCCGUCACCGAGAACAUCGACAUGGUCCAUUCUGGUGCGGAAUUGAAGGGAUCCUUCUCCCGCUAUGAAUUCCAAAAGGACGCUCGCAGUGGUCAGGCAGCCGUCAAGUCGUACAAAACCAUGUUGCCGGCAUCGGCUACAGGAGUCUACUAUCGCGACACUAAUGGCAACAUUUCCACCUCGAACAUGAAGGUUCUCCGCGAUUCCGUUGAACUGGACCUUCGUCCGCGCUUCCCACUUUUCGGAGGCUGGAGGACUUUCUACACUCUGGGCUACAACGUACCCUCAUUUGAAUACCUUUUCAACUCGGGCGAGAACUUCAUCCUCAAGAUGCGCAUCAUUGACCACAUCUACGACGAUAUGGUCGUCGAUGAGGCAACAGUUAAAAUCAUUCUGCCCGAAGGAUCCACCAACAUCAAGCUGAUCACUCCUUAUUCGGUGAGUCGUCUGCCCGACAGCUUGCACUUCACCUACUUGGACACCUUCGGACGUCCAGUGAUCUCAUUCACCAAGAAGAACCUCGUCGAGAACCACAUUCAUGACUUUAACUUGAAGUACAACUUCUCACGGAUCACCAUGCUGCAGGAGCCUCUGUUGGCUGUUGGAUUCUUUUUUGCGUUGUUUGUCCUCGUCAUAAUCUGCCUACGUUUGGACUUCUCCAUUUCCAAGGAAAAGGAGCCACAUGCACACAAAGAAUAAAUCAAAAUACUUUAGUCUGUUUUUCAAGUUCUUAUUUUUUAAUCUAAAUGUAACACGCGAGGCAAAUGCAUUUUAUAAACAAUGAGCUGCUUAUGGAGUGCAGCAUCACAUUCGUUCUUGAAUUCGUAUUAGGGCUCCUAUUUUUUUUGUAGGACAAAAGCGAACAAUAAAAAUAAAUAAAACAACUAA
Molecule: messenger RNA, 1667 nt
Organism: Eupeodes corollae
Lineage: Eukaryota; Metazoa; Arthropoda; Insecta; Diptera; Syrphidae
Product: dolichyl-diphosphooligosaccharide--protein glycosyltransferase subunit 1
Exons: 2
Coding region: 108-1478 (456 amino acids)
Cellular component (GO): membrane; oligosaccharyltransferase complex
Source: RefSeq, a predicted model, not a curated record